Messenger RNA from Protopterus annectens (West African lungfish), 1184 nucleotides. RefSeq names its product zinc finger HIT-type containing 3 (gene ZNHIT3). The record is from RefSeq and is a predicted model, not a curated record. The transcript has 5 exons. Gene Ontology annotation, cellular component: pre-snoRNP complex; nucleus. Gene Ontology annotation, biological process: box C/D snoRNP assembly; maturation of LSU-rRNA from tricistronic rRNA transcript (SSU-rRNA, 5.8S rRNA, LSU-rRNA); snoRNA localization. Gene Ontology annotation, molecular function: protein binding. The coding region runs from base 165 to 629 and encodes 154 amino acids. Lineage: Eukaryota; Metazoa; Chordata; Ceratodontiformes; Protopteridae.
AACGUUAGGGGAGUACUAUGAUACAAUAUUGCCACGCCUUUUUUGCCCGAAAUGGAUUAGCAAUGUCUGUCUGACGACGAUGAUGAUCUGCAGCUGUGUUCUACACAGAGUAAAGAACACAUGGAAUACUUUUUAAUGUGGAGCUGUUUACUUUGGUAGUUACUAUGCAGAUUUGUAAUGUUUGUAAGUCGGGUUCUCCAAAAUAUCGUUGUCCGGCCUGCGAGAUAAAAUACUGUUCUGUUGCUUGCUAUAAGAAGCAUAAAGAUGAAUGUACUCCCAAGACAAAGCCAGCUGUUUGGAAAAAUUCAUCACCUCCGCAUGGAAAGAGUUUUGAAGAAGGAGAUUGGUCUGUGGAUGAUAUUCUGCAGGAGUCAGAAGAUGAGGAAUCUGACAGAGUGCCUUUACGUGUCCUGAAACUUUUAGGACAGUCUAAAAAACUGAAAGCCUUGCUUCACAACCCUCACCUUAGGCAGGUGUUGCUAGAUGUAGACCAGGCUGAGGACAAGGAUCAUAUAAUGAAAGCUGCCAUGCAGGAACCAUUAUUCGUGGAACUUGCAGACCAGUGUCUGAAAGUAGUUGAACCUCCAGAUGUUAGCACAGUAUCAACUGAGUCUGAUGAUGACUUUUGAUUCCCGUUUGUUGGAGAGAACUGUAACCCUUGCCAUAUUUUUGUGACACUAUUGUGCAUCUGACUAGUGCAAAUACGUUUCUCUAAAGGCAACCGUUACACUGGGUUCAAGGAAUUUGCAGAACUUUUAGUAUUUUUUUACUUUUUUGCUUUUCUGAUGGGCCAAGAGCUGCACUGGAUGUGAUUGCAGUGAAAAACACUCAUUCAUGAUGGCAUACAGUUUGUAAAAAUAAUUUGACAUAUUUCCAUGACUCUGCUUUUGCUUAAUGUUUAACUGCAAAUUUGUUCAGGUGGGCACUAUCCUGUACUUGGAUCCACAAACAACAUUAUAAUGUGCAUUAUUGUUGUCCAGGGCUUUUCGCAACAGACACAGAUUUUUAAAAGGUACCACAGUUAAAGAUGGCAUGCUUCCUUUUUGAUAGUUGUAAAUGUCAUAGCUCUUGGGGGGGACAAAACACAUUUAACUGAAAAGUUGAAUUUCUGAUUUUGCUUGUAUGCUUUGUGCUAAAAGUGCUGAGAAAACAUGCAUUGGAAUUUCAGUUCCAACUACUAUUCA